Molecule: messenger RNA, 1280 nt
Organism: Achroia grisella
Lineage: Eukaryota; Metazoa; Arthropoda; Insecta; Lepidoptera; Pyralidae
Gene: eas
Product: ethanolamine kinase
Exons: 7
Coding region: 177-1244 (355 amino acids)
Biological process (GO): phosphatidylethanolamine biosynthetic process
Cellular component (GO): cytoplasm
Molecular function (GO): ethanolamine kinase activity
Source: RefSeq, a predicted model, not a curated record
UCAUGUCAUUGAUAGGUCUAAGACCAGAAUUUCUAAUUCAAUGGUAAAUGCCAAAGCGGAAAAUUAUGUUUAAAAGUUAUACAUACGAAAUGUUUACUAGUAAUAAUUUGUCUCGACUACUGACAACACACUCCGACCUAACGAGCAUCAAAUAAGAACAAAAAUAUUUAAACAAUAUGUCAUUGAUUUGUCUCCCAGCUGGCGAUACAUUCGUACCAGUUAAAAUAGAAGAACAUGAUUUAUAUGGAGGCAUUUUAAAUUUUCUUAAAGUUAUAAGGCCAAAUUGGCAAUCUGAUAAUAUUACGUUCAAGACUUUUACGGAUGGCAUCACAAACAAAUUAGUAGCCUGUCAAUUGGAUUCAAAUUCAAGUGGUGAGGAUGAAAUUAUCCUGGUUCGUAUAUAUGGAAAUAAAACUGACUUACUCAUUGAUAGAAAUGCUGAAAUCAGAAACAUCAAAACUUUGAAUGUUCUUGGAUUAGCGCCUAAAGUAUAUGGUGUAUUUGAAAAUGGUUUAGCAUAUCAGUACUACCCGGGCGUAACUCUCAAUAUUGAUUCUGUGGUGGAUGGCAAAAUAUGGCCUUUAGUAGCGCAGCAUAUGGCAAAAAUGCACAAAGUUAGACUAGGAGAAGAUAUUAAAAAAGAUCCAGUUACGUGGGACAAAAUAGAGCAAUUUCUCAGUUUACUUCCAGUGCCGUUUACUGAUGUAAAUAAGCAAAACAGAUUUGCCAGUAGUUUUGGGUCGAUAACAAGACUAAGGAUAGAGUUUGAACGCCUAAAAUCACACUUAAUCAAAACUGAGAGCCCAAUUGUGUUUGCUCACAAUGAUUUGCUUCUAGGAAACGUGAUCUACAAUCAACAUGAAGGGACCAUAGCUUUCAUUGACUUUGAAUAUGCAGCGUAUAAUUAUCAAGCAUUUGAUAUUGCGAAUCAUUUUAACGAAUUCGUUGGUCUUUCCAUUGAUGAUAUAGAUUACAAGAAAUAUCCAAGUAAAGAAUUUCAGUUGUCCUGGAUUAAGGUAUAUUUAACCGAGUAUAAGGAUGGAGUCACACCGCGCGAGAUAGAAAUAGAACAAGUAUACGCUGAAGUGCAGCAGUAUGUUCUUGCAUCUCACUUUUUAUGGGGUAUAUGGUCGCUUGUGCAGUUCGAGUUAUCUGAUAUAGAUUUUGAUUUCGGAAAAUAUGCGGAAAUUAGGUUAACCAGGUAUUACGAGUUAAAAGAUAAAAUAUUUAAAGAUUUAAGUUGAAUAAAUUUAUUGCAGCUAUGUAAUAUACGCCAAAUA